GGUUCAUAUGUUGGGGUGAUAAUUGAUGAUAAAAUAAUCAAAAUAUAUAAAGGAACAUUCUGAUGGCCAUUUAAGUCAUAAUUAAUGUUUAAUUGUUAAGAGUUAAUCUGAAUUUUUCGAUUACUAAUCAAAAUGAAUUUCUCAUUUGUCUUAAUUGUCGUUUUCUGUGUUUCCACCAUUGGAGCUUCUCCAUUUGGACCUGAUGAAAUAAAAAAUUUCAUCAAAGGGCUCGUUUCAAUGGUUGAAACAGAGAUUCAAGGCUGGAAAGUUGAUAGUUCACUCGAAUACAAUGUAGUCCAACAAAUUGAGCAACGAUUCCACGAUGGUUAUACCCCUGACUGGAAUCCUGAGCUAAGUAAUCGGGAAAAUGUUGUUGAUUUAAUGAUCAGGUUGGGUAGAGAUGCCGACUUGCCAUAUCCAGGAAUAACUCAAAACUCAACUCUCUUCGAAGUUAUUGAAGAUAUACCCAAAUACUUUCCUAUUAUCGAGUUAACCGACGAUCAAGCAGCGGCAGUUGCUGAAGCAGCUAUCGAUGUAAUCAUUAAACUCAACAUUCGAGAUUUGGAUGUUUUUAAAUCUCUUCGAGUUAACGUUGAAACAGUCGUUGCUAAUUCUGUCGAUAAAGAAUCAGAGAAGACGAACAUGGGAAUUUCAGAAACUUCACCCGAAGAAGUGAUUGUCAAUACUGCUAAAAAUGCCCUUAAGUUGAUACAAUUCGAAGGUUAUUCAUCGGAAUUAACUCUACAUGAUGAUGUCAAUACUUUUCUUGAUAAUAUUUUCUAAACUGGAAUGAUUAUAAACAACGAAUAAAACUUUAAUUUAAUUUGCAUAAUCAAGUUGUCGUUUUUUCAAACUAUUUUAACUUUUGUGAAUGUGAAAUACUUGUGACAUUAACGGUGACU
This is a messenger RNA of Panonychus citri (citrus red mite), 902 nucleotides long. RefSeq lists its product as uncharacterized. Lineage: Eukaryota; Metazoa; Arthropoda; Arachnida; Trombidiformes; Tetranychidae. The transcript has 7 exons. Bases 133 to 783 code for a protein of 216 amino acids. The record is from RefSeq and is a predicted model, not a curated record.